Molecule: messenger RNA, 948 nt
Organism: Emiliania huxleyi CCMP1516
Lineage: Eukaryota; Haptophyta; Isochrysidales; Noelaerhabdaceae
Exons: 2
Coding region: 1-948 (315 amino acids)
Source: RefSeq, a predicted model, not a curated record
AUGGCCUUCAUGGCGCUCGCUACGCAGCUGCUCGGUGGCGGCGAGAUCCCCGGCCGCGAGAUGCUGUUUGGCAACGCGUCUCUGCAGUCGCCGCUCGAGAACUCACCGGACAACGCCGCCGCAGUCUGCUGCUCCGAGGAAUGCUCAGCUAACGUGCCGACGUGCCACCGGCGCUGCGCCCUCUUUGGCCAUGACGCGCUGCAUCGUGGCCUUGGGCGCUUCGUCGCGAGCGCUCUCCGAGGCGCUGCGAGGUGGGAGUUCUGCGUAACGUACUCCGACAUGCGGUUCCCGCGCGACACACACGAGCUCCUGCGCCCGCCAGGCGGCGACGCCAAGGAGGUGCCCGACGCACUCGUGCUGGAUCCCGCCAUUUGGCCCGUCUGGAAGGGGUGGCUGUCCAGGAACGCCACCACUCCUUACGCCGCCGCGCUCACGGCGCUGCUGCGCCGCGCUGUGGCGACAAACGUGGCAAGCGGCAAGCCAAGGGCGGUCGUGCUGUGGUCCUCGCCGCCUACACUCAGGGUGGAGGCAACCGGGCGAAGACCGAGUAAGUUCGACUUUCGGCAGCGGGCCGUGGCGAGCGCGCGAGACAUUGCCCUCGCGGCCAUGGAGCAGGUGGCCGAGGAGGAGCAUCGGCGAGAGGGCUGCAUGUCGUCGCAGCGGGGGCGCGGCACCAGCCGAUUCAUGCGCAUGGCGUUCGUCGAUGUGCUGCGGAUCGGCCUCGACGGCAUUGCAACCGGCCGCAUGCCGCUCUUCAGAGGAGCCAGCCACGACGGAGUACACUGGCCUGGCGGUAAACGUCUCCGGACACACACAAAGUGGUGGGGCAAGGGGGGGCGCGACCCUCGCGUCUCCACGCCCGGACACGGGCAGGAGCCCCACGGCAUUCAAAGUGCAAGCACCGGCCCGGUGCCGUGGGUGAGCAACCAGUGGGAUGGGGGGCUCUGA